Molecule: messenger RNA, 1602 nt
Organism: Dendrobium catenatum
Lineage: Eukaryota; Viridiplantae; Streptophyta; Magnoliopsida; Asparagales; Orchidaceae
Product: serine/threonine-protein kinase SAPK7
Exons: 9
Coding region: 356-1435 (359 amino acids)
Biological process (GO): intracellular signal transduction; protein phosphorylation
Molecular function (GO): protein serine/threonine kinase activity; ATP binding
Source: RefSeq, a predicted model, not a curated record
UCCUGACUCCCGGCUUUCUCUUAUCCUCUCGUCGGCUCUGAGUCCCGCUACAUGCGUCGACCUCCCGUCUCUCUCUCUCUUUCCACUCACGUGCCCCUCCUUAAAUGUGGAUUUGUUCGCAUUCUUUUCUACUAGGAUGCUUUCUCUGUGCGCCGACGUAUCAGGUGUUCCCUCCUGUGUUUGAUAAUUUGAUUCAAGGACUGAUCUUCCAGCUUCUCGCCGGCAUAAUACUUACUGAAGGAUCACUCCUUUUCCGCUAUAAUAAUCGUGGUCAGCUAUGGCGUGGAGAAGCGGCUGAUUGCUUCCGAGAAGGGUAGCUCUAAACAGUGUUUCCGAAGAGGAAGAGAGAGGUGAGAUGGACAAGUAUGAGGUAGUGAAGGAACUCGGGUCCGGCAACUUCGGCGUGGCGAGGCUGAUGCGGCACAAGGAGGCGAAGGAACUCGUUGCCAUGAAGUAUAUUCCAAGAGGCCAGAAGAUCGACGAGAACGUUGCAAGGGAGAUCAUUAAUCAUCGCGCUCUCCGGCACCCCAACAUUAUUCGAUUCAAAGAGGUAGUGUUGACGACGACGCACCUCGCGAUCAUCAUGGAGUACGCCGCCGGUGGAGAGCUCUUCGAGCGGAUCUGUAACGCCGGGAGAUUCAGCGAGGAUGAAGCGAGAUAUUUCUUCCAACAACUCAUCUCUGGCGUCAGCUACUGCCACUUCUUGCAAAUAUGCCACCGUGAUCUCAAGCUAGAGAACACUCUUCUCGAUGGAAAUCCAGCGCCGCGGCUCAAAAUCUGCGACUUUGGCUACUCCAAGUCGUCCUUACUGCACUCGAGGCCGAAGUCUACAGUUGGCACGCCGGCGUACAUCGCGCCGGAGGUCCUCUCCCGCCGGGAGUACGACGGCAAGCUUGCAGAUGUCUGGUCCUGUGGGGUAACUCUGUAUGUUAUGCUGGUGGGAGCUUACCCAUUUGAGGAUCCAGAUGACCCCAAAAACUUCAGAAAAACUAUUGGAAGAAUAGUGGCAGUUCAGUACAAGAUACCUGAUCAUAUCCACAUAUCACAGGACUGCAGGCAUCUCCUCUCCCGCAUCUUUGUUGCCAACCCAACUAAGAGGAUAACUAUAAGUGAGAUAAAGAAACAUCCAUGGUUCUUAAAGAACUUGCCAAGGGAGUUGACUGAAACAGCACAGGCAGUUUAUUACAAGAGGGAUAAUAGUGCACCCACGUACUCAUUACAGAGCGUUGAGGACAUUAUGAAGAUUGUUAAGCAAGCGAGGAAUCCACCUACCUCAAUCACUCCAGUGCCAGCAUGGGCUGAAGAAGAAGAUGAGGAAGAGGAAAUCAAAGAUAAUAAACCAGAUGAAGAGGAGGAGGAAGAGGAAGAUGAAGAGGAUGAGUAUGAGAAGCAUGUCAAAGAAGUCCAGGCCAGUGGUGAAUAUGAAAUCAGCUGAUUGAAAGAACUUGGUGCAUUCAUUUUCUUUCUACUGUUUAUUAUGAACACUCUAGUAUCGUCUUGUUGCUCUAGCCUCUCUCUUUUUUUUUUUUUCUCAAUCGCUUCUUACCUUUUGUCAAAAAAUAUAAUAAUAAUAUAUUUGCAGCAUGAAGCUUCCUUUCUAUU